ACGAACACCAUAACGGGGUUACUCCAUACAUAGUGCGCGCUAAACAAAAAUUUCUUGGUGCUCGCCCUCACCAGGGACUUGAGAAUUAAAGAUGGAAGGAGAGAAAGGAAAGGUGUGUGUGACGGGUGGUACUGGUUUCAUUGCAUCAUGGUUGAUAAUGAAGCUUCUUCAACAGGGUUACUCUGUCCAUACCACCGUCAGAACUCACGCAGCAGAGCAAAAGAGAGACAUUAGCUUCCUCACACAAUUACCUAGAGCAACCGAAAGACUGAAAAUUUUCAAUGCUGAUCUUGAAGAUCCAAACAGUUUUGAUGCAGCCAUUGAAGGAUGCAGAGGAGUCUUUCAUUUGGCUACUCCCAUGGACCUCAAAGAUGGAGAACCUCCAGAAAUAGUUGCCACUAGGACAAUCAAUGGAACACUGGGAAUCUUAAAGGCAUGCUUGAAAGCAAAGACAGUGAGACGAGUGGUCUACACUUCUAGUGCAUCUGCCAUCUUUGGUAACGAUAAAUGGAAUGAAGUGGCGGUGAUGGAUGAAAGCUUUUGGAGUGAUGUAGAUUUCAUAAAAAAAUAUAGAUCUUCUGGAGGUUCAUACCCGAUUUCCAAAACAUUAACAGAGAAGGCUGCUCUUGAAUUUGCAUCAGAAAAUGGAUUGGAUCUAGUCACUUUAGUCCCUUCCACUGUUGUAGGUCCCUUUAUUUGUCCCAAGCUGCCGGAGUCUGUGUCCAUGGCAUUGGCUCCAGUCUUUGGGAAAAGUGAAGAAUAUAUUAGCCUAUUGAAUGCAUCGAUGGUGCAUGUUGAUGAUGUAGCCAUGGCACAAAUCUUCCUACUUGAGCAUCCUAAUGCCACAAUGUCUGGAAGGCACAUAUGUUCCUCCCAUACAAUAACAUUCGUGGAAUUAUCUCAAUUUCUUUCUGCCAAAUAUCCAGAAUUCACAAUACCUUCCCCCAAUUCAUUGGCAAAAGUUCAAAGUUUCAAAGCACCUGGGCUGUCAUCAAAGAAACUGUUGGAGAGUGGCUUCAAAUUCAAGUACAGCGUUGAGGAAAUGUUGGAUGAUGCUAUCAAAUGCUGCAAGGACAAAGGCUAUCUCAAAUGAUGAUUUAGUUUAUUAACUUCUUUCUGUAGCUUUUCUUAUUGCUUCAUCAUGAAGAAUAAAGUCCCAUCAAAAGUUAUGUUUGUGCCCAUCAUGGCUUGUUUGGUUGUAAUAAUUUUAACUCCUUUUGUUCGUGAAGAUUUCUGGAGUAAAGGUGCAAAUAAGGAUUCCAACUUUGCACUUUUUUCUAUUUGAGAAUGUUAAUUUUGUUAAUUUUUAAAUAAGAAUGUCAACUUUCA
Molecule: messenger RNA, 1329 nt
Organism: Rubroshorea leprosula
Lineage: Eukaryota; Viridiplantae; Streptophyta; Magnoliopsida; Malvales; Dipterocarpaceae
Source: the annotation of a GenBank genome assembly